AUGUCGCAAUCUGACGAUGAUUCACAUGACGAGUUGCCAUUCGAUAUCGACGAAGUAAUGGCUGCCAAACGUAAUAAUCCUGGUAUGUUUGUCAGUGCUUGGCAGGCGGAUGAAAAUGAUAUUAAUCAAUGGACAGAUGAUCAAAUAAAAGGUGAUCCAAAGAAAAAAUUUAUUGUCGCUGCAGAAAACAAUGAUCUGUCUACUAUCCUCAACCUCAUUGAGUCAGCUAAAGAUAAGGAUCUUGAAGGAGCAGUCCAGUUAAAUGAAUUAUUAUCAGCUAAAGAUCAAGACGGUUAUACAGCAUUGCAUCGUUCGGCCUAUGGAGGACAUGUAGAAGUUCUACAGUGUCUAAUCAAAUACGGAGCAAAUGUAAACAAUAGAACAGAAGAUGGAUGGACACCGUUGCACAGUGCCGCAUUCUGGAAUAAAUUAGCCUGUGUUCAAAUACUUAUUGCAGCUGGUGCAGAUUUAAAUGCUCUUACAAAUAGUGGCCAAACCGCCUUACAUUUAGCUGUUUCAAACAACCAAGGACCAGAGACAUUAUAUUUAUUAAUGGCUCAACCCGGUGCACCAGUUUAUGGCGUAGUCAAUAAGUUGGGCGAUGAAGUAGCCGAUAUUGUCAAAAGAAAUACACCUUAUGGAGAUGUUUGUUAUGCGUUCAGUGAACCAGCAACAAAUUUAUGA
Messenger RNA from Schistosoma turkestanicum, 684 nucleotides. Lineage: Eukaryota; Metazoa; Platyhelminthes; Trematoda; Strigeidida; Schistosomatidae. The record is from the annotation of a GenBank genome assembly.